This is a messenger RNA of Panthera uncia (snow leopard), 5279 nucleotides long. RefSeq names its product polypeptide N-acetylgalactosaminyltransferase 4 (gene GALNT4). Bases 515 to 2263 code for a protein of 582 amino acids. The record is from RefSeq and is a predicted model, not a curated record. The transcript has a single exon. Lineage: Eukaryota; Metazoa; Chordata; Mammalia; Carnivora; Felidae. Gene Ontology annotation, cellular component: Golgi apparatus.
UGCGGCCAAGGCUCAGGUGGUCGGAAACCUUGCCUCCUGUCCACGCGGGGCCGCGGGAGAGCCCCCGAGGACCCGUGUGGGGGUUGAGAGCGCCGCAGCCUCGGGCACCUGGGUCGUGCCCGUCCUGGCCCCCAGCCCGGCCCCGCCGAGUCGCCUCCAGGCCCGGGCCUGGCCGACGACUUUCUCGAACUAACCGCCAGGAGGAGUGAGUGGGAAGGGGAGGGGUUUGUCCUCGGCCCAGGGAGGGUGGGGUGUUGGCCAGAGAGUUUGUGAAAAGUUGUGAGACCAAGUGGAGGAAGCGGGGAGAAAGGAGUUGGGGCUGUGCCGGAGGCCAAGGACCGAGAGGUCUCCGGUGACCGCUGCGAAGCCCCUGUGGCUGGAAAGAAGCCGAGCGCCUGCGUGAAAGGAGGGACGUGCUCGGAAGUUCGCUCCUACCUGAGCCGGGACCUCAAUCUGCUGGUCCGAAGUCCUUCCCCUGCGUGGUGGCUCUGGUGGCCGCGUCUGCGCCUUAACCAUGAGGAUCCGGAUGGCCGUGAGGUGGACCUGGGCAGGCAAGAGCUGCCUGUUGCUGGCGCUUUUAACAGUGGCCUAUAUCCUGGUGGAACUCUCUGUCUCUACUUUCCAUGCCUCCUCAGCAGCCGGCCUUGCCAGGGAGAGGGGGCCCAAACAGCUCUCAGGCCCCUGGGAAAAGGCAGAGGAGUUGUCUCGACCGCUUUAUGAGAAGCCCCCUGCAGAUUUCCACGCACUUGGGGAGUGGGGGAAAGCCAGCAAACUCCAGCUCAGCCAGGAUGAACUAAAGCAGCAAGAAGAACUUAUUGAGAGAUAUGCCAUUAAUAUUUAUCUCAGCGACAGGAUUUCCCUGCACCGCCACAUAGAGGAUAAAAGAAUGUAUGAGUGUAAAUCCCAGAAGUUUAAUUAUAGGAGACUUCCCACCACCUCUGUUAUCAUCGCUUUCUAUAAUGAAGCCUGGUCGACCUUGCUCCGCACCAUCCACAGUGUUUUAGAAACUUCUCCUGCAGUCCUCUUGAAGGAAAUCAUCCUAGUGGAUGACUUGAGUGACAGAGUUUAUUUGAAGACACAGCUUGAAACUUACAUCAGCAAUCUCGAUAGAGUCCGCUUGAUUAGAACAAAUAAGCGGGAGGGGCUGGUUCGAGCCCGCCUGAUUGGGGCCACUUUUGCCACGGGGGAUGUCCUCACUUUCCUGGAUUGCCACUGUGAGUGUAAUUCUGGUUGGUUAGAACCACUUUUGGAAAGAAUUGGGAAAGAUGAAACAGCAAUUGUAUGUCCUGUGAUAGACACCAUUGAUUGGAAUACUUUUGAGUUCUAUAUGCAGACCGGGGAGCCCAUGAUUGGUGGAUUUGACUGGCGCUUAACCUUCCAGUGGCAUUCAGUCCCCAAACAUGAAAGGGACAGACGGAAAUCGAGAAUUGACCCAAUCCGAUCUCCCACCAUGGCUGGAGGACUGUUUGCUGUCAGCAAGAAAUAUUUUCAGUACCUUGGAACAUAUGACACUGGAAUGGAAGUGUGGGGGGGUGAAAACCUGGAGCUAUCUUUUAGGGUGUGGCAGUGUGGAGGUAAACUGGAGAUCCACCCGUGUUCCCACGUGGGCCAUGUAUUCCCCAAGCGGGCGCCAUAUGCUCGGCCCAAUUUCCUACAGAAUACUGCUCGGGCAGCGGAAGUGUGGAUGGACCAGUACAAAGAGCAUUUCUACAAUCGAAACCCUCCAGCAAGGAAAGAAGCUUAUGGUGAUAUAUCUGAAAGAAAAUUACUACGAGAACGGCUGAAGUGCAAGAGCUUUGACUGGUAUUUGAAAAAUGUGUUUUCUAAUUUACAUGUUCCAGAGGAUAGGCCAGGCUGGCACGGAGCUAUUCGCAGUAUGGGAAUCUCUUCCGAAUGUUUAGAUUAUAACUCUCCUGACAGUAACCCCACAGGUGCCAACCUUUCACUGUUUGGCUGCCACGGCCAAGGAGGCAAUCAAUUCUUUGAAUACACUUCAAACAAGGAAAUAAGGUUUAACUCUGUGACAGAGUUAUGCGCAGAGGUUCCUGAGCAAAAAAAUUAUGUAGGAAUGCAAAAUUGUCCAAAAGAUGGGUUCCCCAUUCCAGCAAACAUUAUUUGGCAUUUUGAAGAAGAUGGAACCAUUUUUCAUCCCCGCUCGGGACUGUGCCUUAGUGCUUUUCGGACACCUGAGGGUCGCCCUGAUGUUCAAAUGAGAACUUGUGAUGCUCUAGAUAAAAAACAGAUCUGGAAGUUUGAGAAAUAGAAGAGCACAACAGCACUUUCUUCCUGAGCGGAUGGACAAUAGCUCCAAGAAAGUCAAAGAGCCUUUAAAGAGCCUCAGUGAGAUUGUGUUUUAUCAGAAAUCACCCACUGGUCAUUUCAAGAAAGUCAAAGAGCCUUUAAAGAGCCUCAGUGAGGUUGUGUUUUAUCAGAAAUCACCCACUGGUCAUCUGCGAGAGCUAUGUGAAAGCUAUGUUUCAUUUUGGUAUAGAAUGCUGAAAAUGGGUGCACAGAGAGCUGCUGUUUAAUAUUUCAAAGUGCCUUACUUAUGGGUUGUUUUAUUUAAAAGCUUUGUCAAUAUGGUUUUUUUCUCCUCAAAGAAGUUGACUGUGAAUUGAUAUACACAAAACAGUUAAGUGCCAGACUUAAUAUUGAAGACUGUAAAAGUCCAAGCAGAAAGAGCGAUGAUUUAUGUUGAUGGAUAAGUUCACUGCCCAUCUCUUUAAAAACAAAACUCAUAAAUGUGCAGUUUGAGCUAUUGCUAUUCUUAUUGUAUGAGGAUUUGAAUUUCUUUUAGCCAACACAUUAGGUGUCAUUAUUUUUUUAUUUUAGUUUUCCUUUAAUCAACUAGAAAUCAAAGGAAGUUGAUCUUAAGGAGAAAGGCCUGGUUUAGAUGUACGUUUCAUUGGAAGAGGGCAUUAGUUUGAAUGUGAGUUUAGAGGUCUUUUUAACAUGCAGACAUCUCAGAAAAAUAUACCCACAUCUGAAUGAAACGGGGAGAGAUUUACAUUCCACACUUGGUAAACUUGAGCUAUUAGACUUAACUGGCCUGUAUUGAUACCUCAUUUUCUCUGAUUCUGUAAGCUGUCCUCUCUGUGAACUCUUGUGUGUGUUGGGGGGGGGGCGCAUUUUCUGAUUGCACUUCCUUAAGUUAUGAAUGUACUGGAAAGGGACUCAUUCACAAUACUGUGCUUCCCUUUGUUAAUGCUUAAUUGUUUAAAGUAAACAUGAUUGUGGCCUCUGCAAAGUUAAAGCCAACUGUGUUUACUGAAAUGUGUGAAACUGAAAGUGGGCCCGGUGCUGCAAAGGCUGUGGAAGUCUUCUAGGAGUUCUUCCUGGUGAGGACAUUUAAGGAUUUCUCUUAAAACAAGGAAAAAGCUUGCCUGUUGCCUGGACGCUGCCGAUUGCUGCCCUGCAGCCUGUUUUCAGCACCUAGCACCAAGCCUGGCACUUACGCAGCUUUCAGUAGUAUGUGGGUGAAUGAAUGAUGAAUGAAUGAAUGAAUGGCUCAGCCAUGGAAUGUGAUUUUGGUCAUGUCGUUUGACCAAAAGACUCCGUUUGGGCUUCAGUUUUCUCAUCUAUAAAAUGUGGGUGCUGGAUUAGAUCUCAAAGAUCCCUUCCAGCUCUGAAACGUGAUUACACAUUACAAUCACUCGUGCAGUCUUUACAACACUUUUUAUCUCUUCACUUUUAACACAGAUAAUGUUGUUAGGCAAUAAUCAGUCCAGUUAAGAAUCUGGAAAAGGGGGAUACUUUUAAAAUUAAGUGAGCCGAGCUCAACUGAAGUGGUUUAUUUUGGAUUGAGUGGAAAGUUGUUGUGGUCAGUGUUUGUAUUCAUUUUAUUUGACAAUUGUUGAACCAAUUUUGUUUUUAUCUUUAAUCUUUCAAACUCUAAAAGUAAUCUUUUGGGCUGAGAAUAUAAAUAUUUUCCCAACAAAAUUAAGAAGUAACUAUACUUAAAUAUAUAUAUAUAUAUAUAUAUACACCACUCAUUUUGUUCCAAAGCUAUAUCCAAGAAUCACAGGCUGAAUUUAGAACCAAAUCUCAAUUAGUUCACUUUGGUCUACAUUUAUGAAAAAUGCAUACUCUAUAGAUAGUCCACAGUACUCAUAAGUAAAGUUGUUUUCAGUGUGUACUUGAUGACUGGAGAGAAGGAACUUUGCAAAAUCGGAAUUUAAGAAAAACUUUUAGGAUAGCCAUUUCAAAAAGUAAAAGUGCUAUGUAUCUUGAUUAUUUUUAUUUCUCCUUUGCUUCUCACAAUGAAAAUGUGUUAAUAACUUUCGUGAAGUUAUCUAGCAACCUUGAGGUUUAUCAGAGAAUUAUCCAAAUUUCAUGUGCAAGGUACAUGGCCCUGGGUGUAAUUUAAGAAGGAUUUAUAAUAAUCUGCAUUUUGCAAAAAUGGUUGUUUGACAGCAUUUGUUCUCCUAAACCUACUGUCUCCCCUUGCCCAGUCUACUUUUUAAUUUAAAUCACCCUUUAUUUACUUAUUUGUUCUUGUUAGCCGCCCCCCCCCUUCAAAUGGAAAAACUAAAAUUGAUUAUUCUGGAAGUACUUAUUGGAAUUACUUUUACCCCAGUAUCUUGCUGCUCCUGUCAAAAGAUAAAGGGGGCAUUGAAAAGUAAAGUACUUAAUUUUUUACCUAUUGCUAAAUUGUAGGAUGUGACCCAUUAAUUAUUUUGGAAGAAAUUUUAGGAUAGUGCUUUAUUUAGAUCAGUAACUUGAAAGAGUCCGGUUGUUCAUUCCUCAUGUAGGGUAGGUAACAGAAGGAUGAGACUUUCAUGCUUUUGUCUAUAGGCAUUGCCAAUUUAAUUUAAAAAAACAUACUGUAAAUCUACAAACAAUGUCUAUUUUGACGCCCUAAUUCCCAUUUAUUGGUACCAAAGCUCUCUUUUGCUGUAGACAGUUAAGAGUUGACUUUUUAAGUUAGUUUACAUAUUAAUAUCAGUUUCAGUAAAAUAUUUGGUAGACAAGAGGUUUCUACUUCAAAUGGUCGUUAUGCCAUUCAGUGUCCAGCUCUAUGAGUACAUUAACUAAGUAGGCAUUUCUAGCAGUCGUCUUUCAGACAAAUGAUAAUGAUCAUCUUCAGGAUCUCUAGAACUCACAGUAACUUGUUUGUGAAAGACAAUUUGUUUACUCAGUAGUAGUAGGUUCCUGCAUAUUCGUUGUAUGUUGGCAAAUCAAACUUUUCUAGGUUGGAGCCAAGAGGUUAUUUUUAAGUUGUAUAGUGUUAGUGGUUUUAGGAUCUCAAUUUUAACUAAUAAAAUAUUUGGUUUCGAUUA